This is a messenger RNA of Chenopodium quinoa (quinoa), 2492 nucleotides long. Its product is annotated as cation/calcium exchanger 4-like. Gene Ontology annotation, molecular function: monoatomic cation transmembrane transporter activity. Bases 434 to 2329 code for a protein of 631 amino acids. The transcript has a single exon. Gene Ontology annotation, cellular component: membrane. Lineage: Eukaryota; Viridiplantae; Streptophyta; Magnoliopsida; Caryophyllales; Amaranthaceae. Gene Ontology annotation, biological process: transmembrane transport; monoatomic cation transport. The record is from RefSeq and is a predicted model, not a curated record.
UGAUUACGACGCGUAGCGCAAAUACUUCACAAUAUUCCCAAUUGGUUGAAUUAAUCCUUUACACCUUAGCUUAUUUUAAUGGCGUCUAUAUAUAUAAUAUCAAAUCAUAGAAUCACAUUACAUUCUAAAACCUUCUACUGAGAAAAUCAACUGUUCUUCUUCUUCAUACUCUCUUUCUUUCUUUCUCUCCUUAUUUUUGAGGAGAGAAAUUCUUAAAAAGUACCCUGAAAAUUUGAUUAUCAUUGAAAGAAAAGAAACUACUCAGAAGCUCAUUUUUCUGUACUUUUUCCAAUCAUCAUUUUUCAGUCACCCUUUACUUGAAUUUUAUCAAUUUUCCACUUUUCUUUUUCUGGGGAUUUUUGUCUAAAGAUUUCCCACUUUUCUGGGUUUUAGCUAUUUUAAAGAAUUUUGUGACUGGGUUUCUAUUUUGAGGAUGAAGAACACUCGAUUUCGUGUUCUUUUUAAUGGAAUUUCAACUGUUGUGUUUCUCAUUUUCAUGUAUAAUUCCAACUUUGGUGAAAAAUGGAAGUUGGGAAGUGGGGUUUAUGGUGGUGGAAUUCAUCAAAUUGGGGGAAAACAUGGCAGAAUUAUUACAGAAAUUCAUGGGAUUUCAUCAAAUGUUAGUAAGGCUACUUUGUCUGAUUACAAAAUUUGUUCCCAGAUUUUUAAGCAUGAAGGUUAUCAGAACAGCUGUGAUUAUGUUCUUGCUCACCCAGAAUGUAAUUCAGGUGGUUAUUUCAAUUACAUCAAAUUUAUUUACUGUGAUUGCAAGAAAUUCUCCAUUUUUGGGUACUUAAUUCUUGCUAUUUGGCUUGCUGUACUGUUCUAUUUGUUGGGAAAUACUGCUGCAGAUUACUUUUGUUGUUCAUUAGAAAAACUUUCAGAACUUCUGAAAAUGUCUCCUACUGUUGCUGGUGUUACUUUGCUUCCUUUUGGUAAUGGGGCACCUGAUGUUUUUGCUAGCAUUGCUGCUUUCAUGGGCCGGGGUUCCGGCGACGAUGUCGGAAUUAAUAGUGUAUUGGGUGGUGCUGUGUUUGUUACUUGUGUUGUUGUAGGAGUUGUUUCACUUUUUGUUGCAGAUAAGAGGGUACAAAUUGAUAAGACAUGUUUUAUAAGGGACUUGUGUUUUUUUCUUUUUAGUAUAGCUUGCCUUACAUUGAUUUUGUUGAUUGGUGAAGUUGGUAUUUGGGGUGCUAUAGCAUUUGUGUCAAUAUAUGUGGUUUAUGGCUUGUAUGUUGCUGUAACUGAGAUUAUAAAUAAGAAGGGUAGGGGUUCGAAAUUGGAUGGAUUGACACCAUUGCUUCCUGUGGUUGGGAGUUUCUUUUCGUCGUGUAAUGGUGAGGGGGAGGGUGAUCAAUCAAUGUAUGCUUCGUUGCUUAGUCCUGAUAGCCAUGAUAAUUCGCCUGAGGUGCCCUCGAAACUGCCUCAUUGGAUAUGGAAUGUUAAUGUUGCAAUCUAUUCAGAUUAUACUAAGUCUGGUGUAGAAGAUAGCUCUAGGCCUUUGUGGGGUUGGAAUGAUGAGGGGGAAAUGAAUGUAGAAUCACCAUGUUCAUUUUCUACAUUAUUUUCAAUUUUGGAGAUACCUUUAAGUAUUCCUAGACGUUUGACAAUUCCUAUAGUUGAGGAGGAAAGAUGGUCUAAGGUGUAUGCUAUUGCCAGCGCGUUUUUAGCCCCCGUUCUACUGGCUGUUCUGUGGAAUACGCAGGAAGAGAUUGUUCCUAUGAGUGGGAAAAUUGCUUAUUUCAUUGGUGUUUCUGCUGGCUGCAUCUUCAGUGUACUUGCCUUUCUGUACACAUGUCCUGAGCACCCACCUCGUAGGUUCUUGUUCCCUUGGGUUUUUGGUGGAUUCUUCAUGAGUAUCAUAUGGUUCUACAUUGUAGCAAAUGAGCUUGUUGCUCUGCUUGUUUCGUUGGGUACAAUAUUUGGUGUCAACCCAUCAAUUCUUGCUCUAACCAUAUUGGCCUGGGGGAAUUCAAUGGGUGAUCUAAUGUCAAACACUGCUCUUGCAAUGAAUGACAGAAACGGAGUGCAGAUCGCUAUGUCAGGAAGCUAUGCAGGACCUAUGUUUAAUACACUGAUCGGUUUAGGAAUUUCUUUGGUGCUUGCAGCAUGGUACAAGGGUUCAGAACCUUAUGUAAUUCAACAAGAUAAUGGUUUGUUCAUCACUGUGGGAUUCCUCGCAGCAGGUCUUAUAUGGGCUCUAAUCGUUUUGCCCCAAAGUGAUAUGCGCCCUAAUAGGAUUUUAGGUGUUGGCCUCAUAAUCAUAUAUGGUAUCUUUCUGUCUCUUCAGGUCAGCAUCGCCGUGGUUUCAGGGUCACAGUCGAUUUAGGUUCUGUGUUGCUGUGUACAUAAUAGAUAGACUCUUGGCUAUAAUGUAUGCCGCCUCUUGUACAGUUACUAAAUACGAAGUACUAGGUAUUUUUUGGACUUGGUUCUUCAAUUUCUGAUACCAAGCCAUCUUAAUGGAAGGAAUCUGUUGCCUUUUGUAAUUG